Messenger RNA from Peronospora matthiolae, 1473 nucleotides. Lineage: Eukaryota; Oomycota; Peronosporomycetes; Peronosporales; Peronosporaceae. The record is from the annotation of a GenBank genome assembly.
AUGUCGUCCACCAGCAACGCCUCCAUUGACAAGUUCAACGGCGACAACUACGCAACGUGGAGCCGGUACAUGCGCGGUGUGUUUUUGACGAAGUCCGUCUGGCACGUCGUCAACCGUGAAGUGACUCCGACUUUCACCGACCCGCGAGCGUCCGAUGACUACGUCAAGGCAAGCAACGUCGCGUUUGGUAUGAUGCUGCUGCACAUGAACGCGGACUACCAUCAUGUGCUGGACAACUGCGAGGAAGCCUGGGUUGCGUGGACAAGUCUGAAGACGCUGUACGGUGGGUCGCAGAAGGCAGGACGCAUCUACCUCAAGCGACAACUUUUCAGUAUCAAGAUGGCUGAAGGCGCGAACGUCAUGCAUCACUGCAACGAGAUCCUCAACAUCUCCGCCAAGCUUAGCGGCAUCGGUGCGAAGAUGGAAGACGAAGACGUUGCAAUUUGUCUGCUACUCAGUCUUCCGAAGAGCUACGAAAAUGUGGUGCUCAACAUAGAAAUGAGAAGCACCGAGCCUCGCACUCAAGAUGUGGUAAGAGUCCUGACGAAUGAGCAUGCCGAGCGUCAAGGAGAAAAAGGGACAACGACAGCGACUACGGUGAAGACUGAAGAUGCAAGCAAGGCAUUCAGCACCGAGCGUGAGCCCUACCAAUGCACGUAUUGUGGCAAGGUGGGACACACGGUGGAUCGUUGCUGGACAAAACAGAAGAACGAAGGUCGGGGAGCCCGACGCGGCGGCAAUGGUCGUGGACGCGGGGCUAACAAUGUCCAGUGGGGACAUCAUGAUGAAGGCAAUGGCUACGAUCGAGUGGCGUUUGCAGUCUCGUUCGAAUGUGGAGUUUCGACGAGCAAGGACGUGUCUGGAAUGUGGGCCGUCGACAGUGGUGCAACGCACCACAUUUGCCACGACAAGACCAAGUUCGCAAGUUUGUCAGAGCGCAAUGAGGGCGAACUCUUGGUGGCUGAUGGCAACAAGGUGGCCAUCAAGGGUGUGGGAACCAUAAUGGAAAAGGUGGUUCUGCCCAACGGCGAAGAGCGCGAGAUCGAGAUCAAGAACGCGUUAUAUGUUCCAAGUCUGAGCAAGAACCUGCUUUCGAACUCACAGCAAGUGGUGGCGACAGCGGAUCUCGUGGAUGGACUCUACUGGCUUCGGACGACUCAACGAUCAGCGAAUGUGACAACAAGUGGAACCAGUUGUGCCGAUCUACAUGCGAGAAUGGGUCAUGCUCCAGUCGAUGUACUUCGCAAGAUGAUCGCGACCAACAUGAUCAAGGAUGUGCGAGUCCCUCUCAAGUCGGGUGGAGCAACUACAUGUCGAGGAUGUCAACAAGGGAAAAUGGUCCAAAAACCAUUUCCAAGCAACCGAGACAAGCGCAGCUACGAUACGUUUGAGCUACUUCAUCUGGACAUCUGCGGGCCCAUGGAAAAGGAUUCGCUCGGUGGCAGCAAAUAUUUGCUGCUGAUUAUCGACUAA